UUGCUUAGCUCCUCAAUGUCCAAGACCAUGCUGUUACUGAAAGUGCAUCGAUUUCACAAUAACAAAUUUUUGUAUUAUAAAUUAAAUCACUGUAUUAUAUCGAAACUUAUGAAAUUUAGAAAAUAUAUUUUACUUAAUAUCGUGGAUGAACAAAUAAUUCUCUUCAUUUUUUUUUAUUUAUGAUAUGAAUAUGCAAAGUCAGACACUUCGUAUCCGCAUCUACAUGCAGUGAUACUUUUAAUCCAUAUUUAAACAAAUUUGUUCAAGAAUUUUAUUUAAACUAUUUAAAUAUGGUUAUUUUAUCACUGUAUUAAAAAUUAGGCUAAAUAUGCUUAAAAGUGGUAACUUUAAAGAAAGAAAAAUAAUUGUGGUAACAUUAAAAACAGAUUGGUUUUUUCUCCACACACUAAUUGAACAAUACAUAUUCUGAAGUGAUUUAAUAUGGAUGUUAUUAAAUUUCUAAUUUCAUUUGUGUUUAAUGUAUUUUGUCUAAUUUAGUUGCUAGUUUAGCAAACAUGUAUCGCAUUUCGAAGUCACUAUUUGGAACAUUUAAAUUAUAACUUGAUACUUGAAGAUACAAAUUUCUAAAUUAUUAUAUGUAUAUCUCUAUUGAAGUAAAAUACUUUUAUUUGUAACUAGUCAUGGUGCCUGAAUGACCUAGAAACUUGGUUCACCUUAUUUUUCUUACCAACUUCUGUUAAAAGGUAAAUCAAAAAUUAUAUUUAUCUAUUAAAUAACAACAUUAACAACGUUAAAAUGUUCUUGUACUUUCCACCUGGAAUAAAAAAUACAAUUACUCUGUAUUCCUGUAUAUGAAUGAACUGUUUUAAAUGUUUCACCAUGUAUAAAGUUGAGUCAUAUUUUAUUAAACUGCAAAAUCUGUCAAAGAAAACAAAAACUAUACAAACAAAAUAUAACAACCUAUACUAAAUCAAAUAUUUCUUUUACAAUGUUUUCAUAAAUUUUGGCCUAAUUUAACAUUUUUUUACAUAAUGACAAAUUAACAAGUAUAAAAAUUCUAACAGUAACUAAAACUAAAUUCUUACAGUACAUAGAAAUAUUAAUAAAUUAAAAUGUCUACUACUCAAAUAGUUAACCCAGCAGAUAUAAUUUGUGGAUUAAAAGCAGCUGUGACUGCUUUAGAAUGUUACCAUCAAAUGGAUGUAUUGCAACAAUCACAGCAAGAAAAGAAAAGGAAACCACCACCAAUGUAUUUUAUGAUUCCAGUUGAAGAAAGAAACAUUGAAAAACAAAAAAAAAAGUUAAGUACUACAUGUAAAACGACUGUAUCAGGCAAAGACAUCCUAAGUUCAAAAGAGUGUAUUUCAGACACAAAACGUAGUGGAAAGGACAAGUGCUAUGAUUUGACACCUGGUUUAAAAUUUCCUGAAAUGAGGAAUGGAUAUUUAUACACAAGAUGCUAUUGUGUGCAUAGAGAUGGUCUUCAGGAUUCUUGCCCAUUGAGUCAGUGUCAAGGACAACCUGAAUGUCUCUGCAAACCAUGGCCUAUUUGUCCACCAGCAAAAUAUUUACGGUGUCGAUACCCAAAACAAUAUCCAGCACAAUAA
Molecule: messenger RNA, 1568 nt
Organism: Hylaeus anthracinus
Lineage: Eukaryota; Metazoa; Arthropoda; Insecta; Hymenoptera; Colletidae
Exons: 3
Coding region: 1074-1568 (164 amino acids)
Source: RefSeq, a predicted model, not a curated record